Messenger RNA from Cercocebus atys (sooty mangabey), 2529 nucleotides. Its product is annotated as chromosome unknown open reading frame, human C4orf46. NCBI's taxonomy places the organism in Eukaryota, Metazoa, Chordata, Mammalia, Primates, Cercopithecidae. The record is from RefSeq and is a predicted model, not a curated record. The transcript is spliced from 2 exons. The coding region runs from base 240 to 581 and encodes 113 amino acids.
CGAGCCCCACUGGAGGCUCGCGCAGGAUCCGUGAGCGGCCUAAGGUGAACUGACUCAUAUGAUUGGCUGUCCCGAAAAAUGAAAAGUCUUUGUGGUCCAGGGCUGAGACCCACGAGGAGACGGGGCGGGAUUUCUGGCGCUAAGAGGCGGGGCCUCUCGGCUUUGGGCGCGAGUGGUUAAAAGACAGUUGGUGUGGGUUCGGCUGCUCGGGCCGGAUUCCGCGGUCACAGCCCUUCCCCAUGGCAGACGCUGAGGAGCUGCAGGUUUCUUCGCCGCCGCCGCCGCCUCCCUCUUCUCCCUCCUCUUCAGACGCCUCUGCAGCAUCUUCCCCGGGCGGCCCAGUGAGUUUGGGCUGGCCAGUUCCGAGCAGGAGCAGCGGCGGAACGGUGGACCCGCUGGAGGAAGUGGAGCUGCAGAUCGGAGAUGCAGCCUUUUCAUUAACCAAACUUCUUGAAGCCACAUCUGCAGUAUCAGCUCAAGUGGAAGAACUUGCCUUCAAAUGUACGGAAAAUGCACGAUUCCUUAAAACAUGGCGAGACCUCUUGAAAGAAGGCUAUGAUUCUUUGAAACCUGAUGACUAAUUUGGCAUACUUCGUUGUUUAAUAAUGACUGCAAUCAUUCAGACUUCUUAUGUCAUAUUUGUACAUGUACCACAUGUAUAGAAUGACCUCUGUCCAGGAGUUCUGUAUAUACUCAGAAUGAAAUUUUUCUUGGUUUUCUUGGCUUUUGUGAAAGCAGAAUACCGAUGCUGUUUUUGUUGCGGACCAGUACUUGUUUGUCCUUAAAUACUUUAUGCCUCUGAACUUUCAUAGAGUCCUUUUUGAAAGUUAACUUCAUCAAUAGAUGGUUAAUAUUAUUAGAGCCACAAUGCUACCAUUAGCAAACUAGGUAGACCAUUAUUUGUUUUGCAACAAGAUGCUAAGCAUGGCAGAGUUUGAAAUUGCGUUUCAUCUUAAGGACCAAGGGGGGAGGUAACUUUAAGGUUGCCAGUGGUGGAUCCAGCUCCAUUAGGCUAAGUUGUCUACAGCUAAGGAUUGUGUCUUUAUUCUAUAUACCCAGCACCUAAAACAGGUUCACACAGCACUCACUGAAUGUUUGUUGAAUAAAAGAGUUAACAAACAUAAUUAAAAGCUUUUUUCUUCCUAUAUUUAGCAUGAAGACUGUCAUUGUUUCUUUAGAAAAUGUAUGAAUCUGAACUUUAUUGACUUGAAGAAAAACAUUCUUUUUUUUUACAGAGAUUUGGACUUUGAUGAUAGGUUUUAAAAUAUAUGAUAAAUAUUUUUUGUACUUUUUUUUUUUAAAGACUUUACUUCAGAAAAAGGAGACUAUCUAGAAAGAAUGCAUAUUUUUUCCCUAUUUAUUUCUGUGGUUACUGCUUUUGCAGUUUAACCGUGUUUGUAUUUGAUAUUUGUAUAUGUUUCAUGGCUAUUUUUAAGGUGCCUUAUCAGAUUUAUGGCUCUGUGCUAUUACUUUUUGAGCUUUGCAGGUUGUAUACAUAAUAAUUCUAAAGAAGUUACUUUGUUUGCAAUGCAUCAAAUUUAAAUGAUGUGAUUUUUUUUUUUGUAUUAUUUGACCUUAGUGACAGUGUUCUAUUUUGCAUCUUGUAUAUUAUGUUGCUUUUGGUGUUUUGUGUUGCGUGUCAACGAUUAAGCCAACUAAUUCUCCACCAUAUAUAACUUCUGGACAUCUUUGAUAUGACAUCUUAAUUCUUUGUAGAUAUGGAGAUAUGUACAGAACUAUAUUCUAACGCCCAGCAAUGGGGCUAUGAGAGGGGACAGAUGGAUGGGCAAAGAAUAGUUUUGUUUAACAUAUUAGGUCAUAGUUCUUGAUUAGUUUUUUUAGUUAAAGAUCACACAUAGGGUGUGAUUUCUAUACCAAAAUGCUUCUUUCAGUAUUAGAAAAAUAUUCUUACAUGUCCUGAAAUAUGCUUAUUUCACUAUUAGAAAAAUAUUCUUACAUGUCCUGAAAACUGCAGUUUUUAAAAUGUGUAAAAAUAAAUUCUUAUUAAAAGCACAUUUUAUUUCCAUUUCUUUGGAUUCAUUACCUUAAAACUUUUUACUGACAUAUUUCAAAGAUACAGGAGAGGCAAAUGAGUUCAAGAAAAUCCAUGUAUUUCUACCAUGCAGAUGUAAUAAAUGUCAGGAUUUGGCUAUAUUUUCUUCAGACACACAUAUAUAUGUAAUUGCAAAUAUUAGAUACAUUUGAAGUUCAUUUUGUUACCUCUUUGAUCCUGUCCCCUUCCUCCCUCCCUAGAGUCCCCAGAGGUAAACUCUAGAGGUGGCAUAUAUUCUAGCGUGUGUUUUUAUAUUUUUAAUACAAAUAUAUUUUUUAAAAGCGCUAUAAAAUACUGUUAUGUAUGUGGUAGCCAGCCUCCAGAUGGCACCAGUGAUCCCUGGCCUCCUGGUGUUCAUGCCCCCGUAUAGCUUUCUCCUGCAUUUUAUAGUGCUGACUUUUGUAACUACCAGGAUAUUGAGCAAGUGCAGUGUGUGAUUUCUGAGGCCAUAUCUUUUACUCCUUUUUUUUUUUUUU